AUGUUAGUGACCAUGUUAGUGCCCAUGUUAGUGACCAUGUUAGUGACCAUGUUAGUGACCAUGUUUGGUGACCAUGUUGGUGACCAUGUUAGUGCCCAUGUUAGUGACCAUGUUAGUGACCAUGUUAGUGACCAUGUUGGUGACCAUGUUAGUGCCCAUGUUAGUGACCAUGUUAGUGACCAUGUUAGUGACCAUGUUAGUGACCAUGUUAGUGACCAUGUUAGUGACCAUGUUAGUGACCAUGUUAGUGACCAUGUUAGUGACCAUGUUAGUGACCAUGUUAGUGACCAUGUUAGUGACCACAACGUUGUGGCCAUGAGCGCGACUGCAAACGCGUUGCCUUUCCGUGUCGGUUUCACUGCCUGCUUGCAGCGUGUUAGUGACCAUGUUAGUGGCCAUGUUAGUGACCAUGUUAGUGACCAUGUUAGUGACCAUGUUAGUGACCAUGUUAGUGACCAUGUUAGUGCCCAUGUUAGUGACCAUGUUAGUGACCAUCGUGUUAGUGACCAUGUUAGUGGCCAUGUUAGUGACCAUGUUAGUGACCAUGUUAGUGACCAUGUUAGUGACCAUGUUAGUGACCAUGUUAGUGACCAUGUUAGUGACCAUGUUAGUGACCAUGUUAGUGACCAUGUUAGUGACCAUGAUUUGGAAACAUUCAAUGGGUUUCACAAUGCAUACCUAAACUUUUACAGCUCAAUAAAAUAUGCAAAUUUAAAGAUACGUUUACAUUAUAUUGAUUUAGUUAUUCAGUAUGCAGGACAAAUUGGAGGGAUUGCCACUAAAUUUAUGUUUACAUAUUGCAAUACUGGAAUGUUAAGAGCACAUUACAACGAGCAGCUGCCAUGCUCUACCAUGCGUUGA
Messenger RNA from Thrips palmi, 861 nucleotides. RefSeq lists its product as uncharacterized. The transcript is spliced from 4 exons. NCBI's taxonomy places the organism in Eukaryota, Metazoa, Arthropoda, Insecta, Thysanoptera, Thripidae. Bases 1 to 861 code for a protein of 286 amino acids. The record is from RefSeq and is a predicted model, not a curated record.